Molecule: messenger RNA, 6507 nt
Organism: Oreochromis niloticus (Nile tilapia)
Lineage: Eukaryota; Metazoa; Chordata; Actinopteri; Cichliformes; Cichlidae
Gene: klhl34
Product: kelch-like family member 34
Exons: 1
Coding region: 2387-4171 (594 amino acids)
Molecular function (GO): protein binding
Source: RefSeq, a predicted model, not a curated record
ACAAGAAAGUUGGGUUAAGGGAGUUCAGGCUGUGUUAAAAAAAUAAAUGUGGUCAUAUCAAAUAUUGACUUUCAAACUUGUUAGCAUUGCACAAAUUCAGUUUUUGCCUGAAUGUAUAUUUUAAUUAAUCAAUGCAUGUAUCUUAUCAAAAUACAAAGAAAUGAGGCGUGGCUAAAGACUUUUAAAGAUUACUGCAAAAAGAAAUAUUUUUAUUGACUUGCUGGUUUUUAUUGGUUAACCCUUAAUAACCUCGUAAUCCUGAUGACCUUUGUUAUCCUAAUUCAAAAUUUUUCUUUUGUAAAUUUACUUCGUAACUGCUGAUUAGCCUCGUCCAUGUGCAUGUGUCACCUUAGCACUUGACAUUAUUCUUGUGUCCUUGUCCUUUAAAAGAAAAUAUCAUCUUCCUGGUGGAGUUCAGCGUGUGUAUAUCCGCUAACAAAGACUGCCUAAGAAAGGCGACAGGACAUGACAGUAGUUUUCAGGGUGACAUAUUUAAAAUGGAUUAUAUCCUGGCUGAGACUUCUGGUCUUUUCAUGUGGGUGUCAGGAGAUUGGCAGUAAACAGAGUGUGACACUGAUUUUAAAAAGAAAUUGUCUGCUCAACCUGAAACUCUGACAAAACCAAAUUAAAACUUCCUGUUUACUGUGAUGGAAAAUGUAGCCUGGAGUGUUGUUUUCACAUUACUUGCAGCGCCUGAAGAGGGGGGAAAAAAAUGAACUCUGGUAUCUCCAGCUGUAAUUAUUUUUGAAUUAUGUGCAUAUGUAAUAGGAAUUUUUAGGGGGUUUAGGUAGAACUCGGUAGCACGACAAUGCACAGACUCACUUUAAUCAUGAUCUAAACCUUCAAAUCCUACAGUUUGAAUGGGCCACAUAUCAAUCCUAACAUCACUGUGCCCUCUUGAAGACAGAUAAAUACACACACACAGCAGCUGUAGCUAAGUUUAGCUUCCAUCGGGUCACAGUGGAAUAUUCAGUUUAGAGAGAAACAGUGGUGUAGAUUUAACCACCAUAUGGGAGAAUCUGACAUUAUGUGGGAAAGAUUAAAAACACUUUGUAGUUUCAAAAAAAAAAGGGAAAAAAAGGCGUGAGUCUGGUUUUUUUUUUUCUCUUUGUGAGUAGCCCGUGUGUUGAAUUGUGAACUGGUGUAACCCUUCCAUAAAACAAACACACCCACGCGCACAAAUACACACUCACCUCGGAGCGUGAGCCAGCAUCUAUUCAGAGACGGCGAUCAUAACUCUGAGCAAAAUGGACCCUGCAAGAGCUUGUAAAGUGUGCAAUAACGUGCUGUUUGCAUACUGAUGUGCAUUUGUUUGUGUAUUAGAGAAAGAGUGGCACCGCAGAGUAGCUCAGCAAUAAUGAGAUAACAGUAAACACGUUAGUUAACUUGUAGCUUGAUGCUUCAUUAUCUCUCCAUUCUUUACGCCCACCAUCGCCUCUAUCCCUGCAUAAAAAUAAUAGCAUGACAUCUAUCUGUGUGAUACUGACAGGCUGCAGGUCAUAAAAAGGUUAAAUGCCUCCCAAAAGGGCACGGAUAGCUCUAAUACCAAAAGCCAUGAAGUGCUUGUGACACUUGACAAAUCUUUGACAGCCUGGCAAAACUUCUGCAGGUUUGAUAUCUACGUUGCGCCGCAUCUGCCGAGUUGUGUUUGUACUACUAUUCCUGUCACCAUGAGAGUGCAGAUUGGUGGCAUGCCCUGGAAUCUUGGUCCCAGACUGUAGCAGCUCUAUUUACCAAUGAGUUCAUCCACUGGGAUAGACACUAAAACCCUGCCAGGCUCUCUCUAUGUCUCUUUGGGUGUGGGGUCAGGGUGUUUAUCCAUGCAUCUCCAUGCUCGCUGGUUGGUUGGUGUGUAUGAUUCAUGCGUGUACUUGGGUGAUACUCCCUCUUGGAAACGGAGGAAAGGGCAGCAGACAAACACAAAACCAACAGAGCCAGGGUAUCAGGGCAAGAGACAUGAGGGCUUUGGGAUGGUUCAUGUUAAAGUGCCAAAAAGGGGGCGGGCUGUAGCAUUGUCUGUGUUUGCAGGGGGCCAUUAUUAACCUCCGUAUCAUGGUGUCACAUGCUCGCUGCUGAAGGCAGAGAAGGACAAACACACAGAUGGAGAAAGCUUGCGUAAGGAGACACACUCUUUCCUGCGCCUCUCAUUCUUGCUUUGCAACUAAUAUCCAAUUCUUUUUACAUUUUUUUGGUGCCGGCUUGUCAGCAACCUCUUUUUUUGACUUCACUCAUCAGCUUUUCCUGUGCUUGCUGUGUUUAAUGUUUCUUCACCGCGGCUUCCUGGCUCCUUCCUGACAAAUCUUUUCCUUUAACUUGCUUUCACUUUUUUCAAAAGUUUCCUUAGCUUCCUUCCAUCAUUUCCACUCUCUUGUCUGCUGUCUUUUGGAUGGAUAGCUACUCUGUCCUCUACAGUUCUUCCCACAGAACCGGACUUCUCUCUGGCUUCCAGCGCCUUCGCUCACAGAGGAAGAUGUGUGAUGUUGUCUUGGAGGCUGGCGGGAUAUCUUUUCCCUGUCAUCGCGCCCUUCUAGCCAGCUCCAGUGACUAUUUUUGGGCCCUUUUUGGAGAGACUACUGCAGAGAGAUUAGCAGGCUCCAUUAGCCUCCCAGCGCUAACACCAGAGGGCUUAGAUGUCAUUCUGGACUUCCUGUAUUCAGGUUGGCUCAGCAUCUCACCCUCAACACUUCCUGUUGUCCUGGAAACAGGCAGGUACUUGCAGGUGGUAACAGCUGUGGCGAUAUGCGAGCGUUACAUGAUUGAUGGUUUAAAUACCAAGAACUGCUGUGACUAUGCUAACCUGGCUGAGCGCCACGCCCUCUCAAAUGCACUUGAGGCUGCCAAUCAAACCAUUGCCAUGGAGAUGGGCAGCUUGAUACAAGAAAGCAGGGACGAUCUCCUGACGUUGAAUAUCGAAUCACUGUUGGCAGUUCUGGAUGCUGAUGAGAUACCUGGUGUUAAGGAGGUGGAGCUCAUAAAGCUGGUUCUGGAUUGGCUGGAUGAUAAUGGGCCCCUCACACUCCUGAAAUCAAAUCUUUUGUUGAGUCGCCUGCGCUUUGGAUUGGUCCCCCCGUCUGACCUCGCAAAUAUCAGCCAUGCCCACAGAGCCAUGGCCACACCUUUAAUAAGGAGUCAGCUGACACGAGCAUUUGAGUACCACAGGCUCAGUUCAACUCAGCCCAUCAGGCAGAGCCGGCAGACGACACUUAGAGCAUCACCCAAUUGUGUGCUUCUUGUGGGUGGCGGGUCCAGCACUGAUUGGCCAGAAAAGCAGGUGUUGGCGUUCGAUCCAAGAAGGAGGAGGUUUUCAUCUUUGACUUGUGUUCUCCCACUGAGACUAAGAAAUCCCUGCGUGUGCUCAGUGGGAGGUUUCCUCUUUGUGAUCGGGGGAGAUGAAGUGAAAGAGGGAGAUGAAGAUGAGAAAAGGUCUGUUACUGUAGCAACAUCCAAUCAGGUGUGGCGGUACGAUCCUCGUUUUAGUUGCUGGGAGCAGGUGGAGUCCAUGCUGGACAGGAGGGCACAGUUCACCUGCUGCGUGGUGGAGGAUGUUAUUUAUGCUUUGGGCGGACGACACACAAGACCAGACACCAACACACAUGCCUCUGUAGCUUCUGUGGAAUUUUAUGACAUGGCCACAGGAGCGUGGAGGAAAGGGCCACCAAUGCCUCAGACACUUUACGGCCACGCCUCUGCCGUGCUUGACAACAGCAUCUAUGUGUCAGGUGGUGUUCCUGGUAACUAUAGUUACACUCAAGAUGAAAGCAGGGAGAGCAGCAGAGAGGUCUUUUUCUGGGAUCCUAAAGGCAGAGUCUGGGAAAAGAGGGCAUCCAUGUCCAUCGCCAGGUUCAGUCAUCGCUUGGCAACUGCUCAUGGCUACAUCUAUGCACUGCUGGGGAUGUACGAACCCUUCUGUGAUAUCGAACGAUACCAUCCGCGGUCAGAUCACUGGAUGCGACUCAAGCCGCUUCUCACUGGCUCCUUCAACUACGGCAUGGUAUCCAUGUCAUCUGGGAAUCUGCUGGUUUUCGGAGGGAGAAGGUGGAGUAAUGGGCAGGAGGUGGUUGUGAAGAGUGUGCUGGAGUAUGAUACAAAGAAAGAUUGCUGGAGAGAGAUCUGCCAGCUUCCCAGACCUCUCACUGGGACUGAAUGUACGCUGUUGCCUCUGCCAGACUAAAGAGCACAAAAAGUGAGAAACGUAUUUUACAAGUGCUGAGAGCUGGUUCCUGAAGUGAGAAUUUCACUUUGAGUGGGUGUAACAUGGUCUCAAAAUGCUGAGCAGAUGCUUUAAAAUCAACCACAAUGUAGUACAUUUUACCCCCAUUUCCCCCAGGCUGUUCAAACUCUAGGUUUUGGAAAUUAAAACACAGAAAUAAGGAUAUUGCUCAUAGUUGAGCAAUAGUCUUUGGGGCCUGUGCAGGAAACUAGGUUGGGGGAGAUGAAAUGUUUACCACCACGCAGCCCUCAACAGCUUCCUCAGUUUUAAUGCUUUUGUUUUUUUAAUAGUAUUUCUGGUCUUUUUCCAGUCCUGUUUCCCUGGAGAAAAACAGAUGUGUAUUUUCCCUGUACACCUAGGGGAAAUAUAUCAAACAACUAGUUUUCUCCUACUAACAGCUAGCCUUAAGCGUGUUGUCUACACUUAUUUGCAUUUCUAUUGAAUAGUAAAAUGAAAUGAUACCACUCAUAGCACUGAUAAACACAUGGAGGUGUACAGCAACAAAGCAGUUUGGUUAGCUUAGCAUAAGGCACACAGCCAAACAUAGUAUAUCAUUUUUAACACUUUCAUUUCUCCAUUAAUUAAAGAGAUGUAGCCUAAGGUUUCAUUUAGUUCAUUUUAAGCUAGCUGUUUUUUCUGUUUCCAGUAUUUAUUUUAGGCUAGGCUAACCUUCUUCAAGAUAAUCCAAAUGUUUCUGAUCUAGAGUUAUAUAAAAAUCCCAAACAAAGCUCAUAUCUUUUUCCUUAAUAGAAACCCUAAAGGUUUUAAAUAUUUUGUGUAAUAGGUGGAUAAAGGCUUUUCUCUGGUUUAAGAAACCUAGCAACUACUUUUUUGUAAGAAUCAUUUGUAAUUUCUGAACGUAUACACUCAACAAAGACUUUUUUAGAAACACCUUUAUAAUACUGGGUUCCAAUCCCUUGUGCCUUCAUAACGUUUUUCCUAAUGGCAUAGAUUCAACAAGGUGUUGGAAACAUUCCUCAGAGAUUUUGGUCUAUAUUGACAUGAUAGCAUCAUACAGUUGCUGCAUAUCUGUUGGGUUCAGGUCCAUGAUGCUAUAAUUGACUGAUUAGGUAUUGCAAUAACAUAACAUUUGAACAUGGGUACUUGAAAAAGUGGCAAGUGAGUGUAUAAUCUUCAUAAACCCCUAUUUUUUUAUUUACAAAUUUAUUUUAAUUUAAUUUAUCUAUUUAUUAGGUUUGGUUCUAAUCCUGCUGUCAAGUCUUUAUUUAACAUUAAACAUUGCACCAUAGAUUAGAAAACUGAUCAGUUACAUGUGUAAGCUAUUUAUGACCAGGAGUAUCAAGGGACACAGUUGGCGGUGAGCACACUGAGUAACCUCUAAUGUUUAAGUGUAUGAAGUGUAAGUUUCAGUGCUCUAAUAUGUGUCUGUCAGUUUAGAAACAAACAGCAAGGGCACACUGAGCAGUAACACAAAUAUAUUACUGGCCACUUGUGGUGAUCAAAUCAUAUAAUUAACAAUUUCUGUAGCGUUAGACUCACUAAUCUUGUUUAUAGCAGCAGCAAUGUUGUGUUUUACUGUAUAUAAUCUAUAUUCUUUAUAGAUCUUUAUCAUAUUAUCUCUGAUUGGAAUAGCUGGUCAAUUUUGUGCAGUCAAAUGAUUAAUCAAAUGGCCCUUUUAUGUGAGCUAACACUAAGAAAGCUUGGCUCUGUUAAACUUGGCUAUGUUGAACUUCUCAAACCAGAGCUCUUUUCGCCCUCUACAGUGGCUCUCUGAGCUUCAACAAAAAGUACAUGAAUAUGAAAAUGGUGUUUUAAAAGUUAAAAGCAGUUAAUCUUAGUUAAGUUUUAAUCUUCUGUUAACUAAAAAGUACAUCACACUUAAUAUCUAUCACCUGGCUUAUCCUUUUACUUUAACUCAACCUCAAUAGCAAUGCCUAGCAUGGAUAUAUAUACAUACACAUAGUCCUGAGUUUCCCCACCACUUAUUGGAUUCCAAAACCAAAAGCCAAGUGGAAAACAGAGAAUUUAAAAUACAGAAAUAAAAAUUAAAAUGUAACAAUUUGUGGACAGAUUUCUUUGCUUUUAACCCCCAGUGCUGCUGGCUUACCAAUAGCAUUGAUCUGCAGACUUUAAGUUAAUAUUAUUUCUACAAUUUGUAAAUGAUUAAGCAACAAAGUUUGAUUAAUUUCAAUGAUCACAGGUUGAAUAAUGAAACUCACAUGUACUCCAGGUGGCAUGGUUUUACAGCAUAAAUAGAAAUACUCACUCAAAGAGGAUUUUUUAGUUCAAUUCAUAAUUUUAUUUAUACAGCGCCAAAUCACAACAACAGUCACCUC